Molecule: messenger RNA, 918 nt
Organism: Pteropus alecto (black flying fox)
Lineage: Eukaryota; Metazoa; Chordata; Mammalia; Chiroptera; Pteropodidae
Gene: RTL4
Product: retrotransposon Gag like 4
Source: RefSeq, a predicted model, not a curated record
AUGGAAAAGUAUACUGAAUCAUCACCUACCAUGCAAGUAGAGCAUUCCUUCUUUCAGGUGGAGAAUCCAAUUCUGGAGCCACAAGUGCAGCAUCUGACCGAGGAUAAUGCUACUCUGAGGGAACAAGUCAUGUCUGCCCUGGCAACCCCAAUGAUGCCUAUAUCCUGCUCACUCGAGCAUCUUUCCCAGUUUUAUGAUGACACUGCCAAUAUCUCAGGGUUUCUUGCUCAGGUGACUACCUACUUGACAAUUCUCAAGAUCCCCAAUCCUGCAGAUGAUGCCCAAGUCAAGUUCUUUUUUGACUACCUAUCUCAGCAGAUGGAAAGCUGUGGGAUCAUAUCUACACCUGACCAGAAUGCUCUGUUGAAGCAAUAUGAAAACUUUGUUUUAGAGUUCCAGCAGUCAUUUGAUGAGUCCAAAAAACAGGAAAUGAGCUCUCUGGUGAACGAUAAAAUUGACAAAGGGGACAAGUUCUCUAAGCAGGAUGCUACUACUUUUCAGCUUCUUGGUCAAAAUCUGAACUGUAAUAAAGCAUAUCAGACUGAUCUCUUCCAAAAAGUACUAGCUGACUCCUUUCAGGAUGAAGUGAGUGGCACAGAUAUGAUGGACAACCUCCCAGUUACUCAGUGUAUUCAAUAGGACAAGAAACGUAACAACAGGCCAGAGUUGUUACAGUCAGAGGCCCAGCUCCCAGUGUUGUCUACUCAUACCCACCAUUAAAUCUCCAUCACAGGUUCACCACCCAUGGAAGAGAUUAUACAGCUGCAAAGAAGCCAGCCACCUCUCACUCCGGCCAAAUGAGCCCACCAGAAGAACACAGUGUGUCUCUACUGUAGCUAAGCUGGUCACUUCACAAGAGAUUCCUUUGCCAAAAGAUCUCGAGCCCCAGCAAGGAUAAGUAACCCAGCUCACAAGUAA